AUCGGGUAAAUAUUUGUAGCCAGUCGUGCGCGACCCAGUCACGAAUCAACUUGUCUCUUCAACCCCGUUGUUCUAGUGGUGAAACUUCUUUUAUCAGGGCAGUGUUUGUCCAGUUGGAUUUAGCGAAGCUCAAGUUUUUGUUCGCCUAAUCUCCGGUAAGCUCUGGCUGCCCACACCACCAACUGGAGAUCUUCCCUACGCGAUCGCCUAUCCAGCCUGGUCAUGGCCACCAUUCCGGUGUACUCUCCGACGAUUCCGUUUUUGGGCCUCGUACCGGGUGGCCUUCGCCCUGGUAGCAUGGUUCGGAUCAAGGGCGUCAUCAACAACCAUGGAGAACGGUGCCAAAUAAACAUUCAAACCGGGGCCGCCCUGAACCCGCGCGAUGACGUCGUGUUCCACCUGAGCAUCCGUCCGAACGAAUCGGUGAUCGUACGUAACACGCUCCAAAACCAAGUCUGGGGUGCUGAGGAGCGCUGGGGCGGUUGUCCGAUCGCGUACGGUCAGCAGUUUGACUUGCUCGUGUUGGCCGAGGUGAACCAGUGGAAGAUCGCCGUCAAUGGGAACCAUCUGGCCACGUUCAGUCAUCGGUUGCCCGUGCACUCGGCGCGGUACGUGUCCAUCAGUGGCGGUUGUGUGAUUCACUCGAUUACGGCGGAGAUGGAUUCGGGUGCGGGAGCAGGUGGCGCUGCCCCACCAUAUCCGGGGACGGUUCCAGGCGGUCCCCACCCUCCCCCGUACGUCCCACCCUACGUGCCUCCGCACGGCGGUCCCUCCAUCGGCUUCGCACCGGUUCCACCGCCGAUGCCCCCACCACCACCGUACACGCCCACGCCAGGCUACCCUCCGGCCGGUGGCUCGGGCCACUAUCCAGGAGGUCCACCAUAUCCCGGUUACCCACACCAAUCCGGCUACCCAGCGGCAGUUCCAUACUCGCCUGCCCCAUCUGCCCCCGUAGCCGCGGUCGGGCUCAUCACGGCGAACCCGAGUCAGCCCCAAACCAUGCGCCAGACGGUGAUUGGUGGAUUCCAGAGGACCAAGGACUUUCUCCAGGAUGCCGUCGGUGGCGGAGCGGCUGCCAAGCCUAAACCGGUGGCCACGGCAACGGUCACGCCGAUGUAUCCUAAUUUACCCACGGUUCCUGGGAAUCCCUAUCCCGCCGCGAGUAGCUAUCCCAACCAGAUUCCGGCGGCCUAUCCGGGAAACGCUGCCUACGGCAGCAUCCAGCAUCAACCGAGUGCGCCACCGUCUCCCAAUGUGGGCUUGCUUUCGGCGGCGGCAGCUUCCGGUGCGGUAGCCUCCGUGCUGCACAAUCUCCCUAAGAAUAAACUAAAGAAGAAGGAUAAGAAGCUGAUGAAGUACGCGCUGGGCGCGGGUGCCGUCGGACUUGGCGGUUACGCCAUUGGCCGGAAGCUUAAGCGGCGCGGAAGUAGCAGCAGUAGCAGUUCCAGUAGCAGCAGUGAUUAAAUUUGUAGUGUUGGUGUUAUUUUGAGUAGAAUAAAAAACAUAUUUCUUAUUAAUCUUAUUAACCUUUCUAAA
Messenger RNA from Culex quinquefasciatus (southern house mosquito), 1536 nucleotides. Its product is annotated as galectin-9. Gene Ontology annotation, molecular function: galactoside binding; carbohydrate binding. Lineage: Eukaryota; Metazoa; Arthropoda; Insecta; Diptera; Culicidae. The record is from RefSeq and is a predicted model, not a curated record. The transcript has 8 exons. Bases 223 to 1464 code for a protein of 413 amino acids.